AUAAUUUGUAGGUUAGGGGUUCUUAAAUAGUAGGUGCAUGUGUGCCUCCCUCUUCUGAGUGACUGACUCACUGCACAUAUUUUUGCCACCCUAUCUCUUCUCUGGCUGAGCGGCUCAGCUCAUUGCGACACACCUCUCCCUCUCCUUCUCCUUCAUUUCUUAUCCUUCCAAUAUAUUGACCACAAAUAUUUCAUCUCUCAUUCAAAGGGAAAAGAAAAAAGAUGGCCAAAUCCACAAGACCUAAAUUACUCUUACCAUUCUUCAUAAUAUUAGUCUUUGCAGCCUAUGUUGUACAAGGGUCGAGAACUCAAGUAGCAGAACUUCCACACGGUCAAAGGGUCAACGAUUUCUCUACAUCACAAGGAGAACAACUUAAGCAGAGAAGCAAGGAAAGGAUGAACUAUGUAAGGAGAUUGAUGAUCGGAUCGACAGCACCAACAUGCACAUACAAUGAAUGCAGAGGGUGCAAGUACAAGUGCAGAGCUGAGCAAGUCCCUGUGGAGGGCAAUGACCCCAUCAAUAGUGCAUACCACUACAGAUGUGUUUGUCAUGGGUAAAAUAUUUCUUCACAUUUGGGAGUCUGAGAGAUGAGUAGGGACUUUGUUUCAAUUUAAGAUUCAACCAUGUAUCAGAAUCUAAAAUUCCAAAUCUUUUUGAGGAAAAAUGGUCCCAUUUUUGCUGGUGUAGCAGAAUUAAGUUUAACGGGGUUGUCCUAAAUUGACUGUUGUAAUCUGCUCUGGAGUUUUGAAAAAAGGACAGCGCAUCAAUUUUUGGCUUACCAAGUCAUAUA
Malus domestica (apple) is the source of this 790-nucleotide messenger RNA. The record is from RefSeq and is a predicted model, not a curated record. Lineage: Eukaryota; Viridiplantae; Streptophyta; Magnoliopsida; Rosales; Rosaceae.